Angiostrongylus costaricensis is the source of this 870-nucleotide messenger RNA. The record is from the annotation of a GenBank genome assembly. Lineage: Eukaryota; Metazoa; Nematoda; Chromadorea; Rhabditida; Metastrongylidae.
AUGGUUGAUCCGCUCGUUCGUCGUUUACUGAACGUGAGGUUUGAGACGAAACGCUUCCUCUCACUUGUCACUCAUGGUGGCCAGGAUUUCCCGGAUGAAGAAGGUCGCAAGUUCAUUGCUGAUCAUUUUGACAUCACUAUACAGGCAUCGUUACUGUACCUUAUAGUGGUGUUUGGUACGAAGUUCUUUAUGCGAAACCGUCAACCAUUUUCGUUGUUUAUCCCACUAAAUAUCUGGAAUUUCAUUCUUGCUGUCUUCUCUAUUUUGGGAAUGGUGAAGAUGUCACCUGAAUUUUGGUCCACACUCAAAGAGAAGGGAUUUCAAAAUUCAUAUUGUUUCGCAUAUGAUUUUACAAAAGGCGAAAAUGGAUACUGGGUGUUCUUAUUCAUAGUUUCCAAGCUUUUCGAGCUGAUCGACACCGUGUUUCUUGUUUUGAGGAAACGACCGCUCAUGUUUCUUCACUGGUAUCAUCACAUCCUCACGGGUAUUUAUGCGUUUGCUUCUCAUCCUACAACACCUGGUUUUAAUCGGUAUGGUAUCUACCUCAACUAUACUGUCCAUGCAUUCAUGUAUAGUUACUAUUUUUUCCGCUCAAUGAAGAUCAGUGUCCCUGGGACCGUUGCGAAGUUCAUAACCACUUUACAAAUUCUGCAGUUCGUUAUUUCAUGUGCUAUCUUAGCACAUAUUGGCUACCUCGUCUACUUUCUAGGGGUUCGUUGCGAUUUUGAUGGUAACAUUUUCGCCUUGGCAACGUUCAUGGAUACGACGUACCUGAUUCUUUUCGUUAACUUCUUCCUUACAUCGUAUGUGAUACGUGGCGGGAAAACAAAGUACCAAACCUCGUCGGCUAAAUUGAAGAAGAUGGACUAG